Periophthalmus magnuspinnatus is the source of this 2131-nucleotide messenger RNA. It is a transcript of the gene chst6, whose product is annotated as carbohydrate sulfotransferase 6. Lineage: Eukaryota; Metazoa; Chordata; Actinopteri; Gobiiformes; Gobiidae. The record is from RefSeq and is a predicted model, not a curated record. Gene Ontology annotation, molecular function: N-acetylglucosamine 6-O-sulfotransferase activity. The coding region runs from base 220 to 1419 and encodes 399 amino acids. The transcript has 3 exons. Gene Ontology annotation, cellular component: Golgi membrane. Gene Ontology annotation, biological process: carbohydrate metabolic process; sulfur compound metabolic process; N-acetylglucosamine metabolic process.
GCACAGCCGCUCUGCACAGCCGCUCUGCACAGACGCUCUGCACAGCCGCUCUGCACAGACGCUCUCUGCGGUGGAGUGACAUCGAGUGUGGAAAUACGGAGACUGUCACAUGCAGUCCAAACGAUGAAGACUUUGUUUGGACAGCCGACCUCUUGGCUCAUCUCCAUCUGACUGCUCCAGGAUCCUGCCGCUGCUCCAUCAGACAGCUGGGACUCAGACAUGCCUCGCUGCAGAGUCAACCUGAGUACCAUGAUCUUCCUGGUCAUCUUGCAGGGGGCAGCAGUGGUGUUAUUCUGUGGCUGGUAUGUCCAGCUCAGCCCCUGUGGCUCUGCCCCCUCCCAUGGGAAGGUCCACGUGCUGUUGCUGUCGUCGUGGCGAUCAGGUUCCUCCUUCUUGGGACAGGUGUUCAGCCAACACCAAUCAGUGUUCUAUCUGAUGGAGCCAGGGUGGCACGUGUGGACCACGCUGCAGCGGCCCGGGGCCAGGGCCCUCCGGAUGGCUGUCCGAGACCUGCUGCGCAGCACCUUCCACUGUGACUUCUCCACCAUGGAAGCCUACCUGCCCCAGCAGCACAAUGUGUCAAACCUGUUCAUGUGGAGCCACAGCCGGGCACUGUGCUCACCCCCCGCCUGCCCUCUCACCCCGCGCACUCACUUCAGUAACCAGACGGCAUGUCAGCUCCAGUGUUCCACGCGAGGCCUGGGUGGUGCGCAGCGUGCCUGCAACACCUACAGUCAUGUGGUGCUGAAGGAGGUGCGCUUCUUUGAGUUGGAGUCUCUCUACCCUCUGCUGCAGGACCCUGGGCUGGACCUGCGCAUUGUGCACCUGGUACGGGACCCCCGAGCCGUCAUGCGCUCUCGAGAGGAGUCUUCCAAGUCCUUCACCAGUGACAGUGCCAUUGUGCUGGAGCAGAGGAACGUGUCCACAGCAGAUGUACAGUACCAAGUCAUGCAAGAAAUCUGCCGCAGCCACGUGCGUAUCAAGGAGAGGGCGCUCCAAAAGCCCCCGCCCUUUUUAGAGGGCCGAUACAAGUUGGUGCGUUAUGAGGACCUGGCUCGCAACCCACUGGAUGAAAUCGGCUCCAUCUAUGACUUUGUGGGUCUGGAGAUGACUUCCACUUUGAAGGAGUGGAUAUACAAAGUCACACAUGGCAAAGGCAAAGGUACCAAAAAAGAGGCUUUCAAAAUCACCUCUCGCAACGCUGUGGAUGUGUCUCAGGCGUGGCGAACCUCGCUGCCUCAUAGUAAAGUGCGCCGCGUGCAGGAUGUGUGCCGUGGUGCCAUGUCGAUGCUGGGCUAUCGUCCGGUCAACAGCGACAAAGAGCAGAAGAAACUGGACAUCGACCUCUUAGUGCCGCGCGAGCCGUACCGCUUCAGCUGGUUACCGACCAAAACUGAGCCGCCAAAGAUAAAGCCUUAAGACUUUUUUCGUCCUAUAAGAUAGGAGGAUGUCAUACUGCAUGACGUGGGGAAUUUAAAUCAUACAGCAACAGACGCACCAAGUGUGCAACAGACACACUGAUUGUGCACCCGAUCAGUCGUGGCUACGACGAAAGUCUGUCAGAGCGAAUAUAAGGCUCCAGCUCCAUAUAAUAAUGUGUCUGUAAUUGCACAGGUUAGCUGAGGGUUGCCACACAUUGCGUAAAAUACAGAAUUGUUCCGUCAUUGGAAUGUAAAACCCGUUUUUUUGAGAAGUCAAUGAAAUGUGCAAGUCUAAAGGAAUGAUCUGACAAGCAUUCUUUCCUUCAUACAUUCCCCUAUAAAUGUGUAAGCUGCCAAGUUAGUUUUGUCACCGAAUAACUUUCUCUCAUAUCGUAAUUUAUUUUUGAAGUGGCUUCACUGUAGACUUACAGAUGCCUCAUAUGUUCUUUUCUGUUGACUUAAAUCAUCAGCAUACUUCACAUUUUCAUUGGAUCUGUACUGUUAUCAAGCAAGUACAGCUUAAAUUGUUUAAAUAUGUCCAUGUACUUACUGAAACCUGUUUGGAAAUCUGUUUGUGUUGUUGGGCAUGUCCAUGUGUUUGUUUUUCUGUAGAAAUAAGAGGCAUUUUCUAAACCAGGGGUACUUUUUUUUUCAGAGGUACUUAUAGCCUACUUGCCAAUGCUGAUUGUAACUCAUCAGUCUCACCGGGC